AGAAUCAUCAGGCACUAUGGGGAAGCGGGAUAAUCGGGUGGCCUAUAUGAAUCCUAUAGCAAUGGCUAGAUGGAGAGGCCCAACUCAAUCUGCAGGCCCAACAAUCCAAGAUUAUCUGAACCGACCAAGGCCUACCUGGGAAGAAGUGAAGAAACAGUUAGAAAAUAAAAAGAAAGGCUCUAAGGCAUUAGCUGAAUUUGAAGAAAAAAUGAAUGAGAAUUGGAAGAAAGAACUUGAAAAAAGCAGAGAAAAAUUAUUAAGUGGAAAUGAAAGCUCAUCCAGAAAAAGAGAAAGAAAGAAAAAGAAAAAGAAGAAAUCUUAUCAGUUAUCAUCUUCUUCAUCAAGCUCUGAUUCUUCAAGCAGUUCUUCAGAUUCUGAGGAUGAGGAAAAGAAACAAGGGAAAAAAAGAAAGAAAAAGAACCACUCACACAAAUCAUCACAAAGCUCUACAUUUGAGUCAGAAUCAGAGAGCAAGGAAUCUGUAAAAAAAAAAAGGAAGUCAAAGGAUGAAACAGAGAAAGAAAAGUAUACUAGAACCCUCAGCAAAAAAAGAAAGAAAACUUAUCCUGAGGAUAAACCUUUAUCAUGUGAGUCCUCAUCAGAGUCAGAUUAUGAAGAGGAAGUGCAAGCAAAAAAGAAGAGAAGGCAUGAAGAACAAGGAAAAACAAUGGAUAAAGUGAAGAAGAAGAAGAAGAAACAGAACAAGAAACACAGUAAGAAGAAGAAAAAGAAGUCCUCUUCUAGUCAUAAGUCAGGAUAACAUCAAAAAAAGAAAGAA
Molecule: messenger RNA, 778 nt
Organism: Otolemur garnettii (small-eared galago)
Lineage: Eukaryota; Metazoa; Chordata; Mammalia; Primates; Galagidae
Gene: FAM133A
Product: family with sequence similarity 133 member A
Exons: 1
Coding region: 17-760 (247 amino acids)
Source: RefSeq, a predicted model, not a curated record